Molecule: messenger RNA, 399 nt
Organism: Lepus europaeus (European hare)
Lineage: Eukaryota; Metazoa; Chordata; Mammalia; Lagomorpha; Leporidae
Gene: AGRP
Product: agouti related neuropeptide
Exons: 3
Coding region: 1-399 (132 amino acids)
Biological process (GO): positive regulation of feeding behavior; hormone-mediated signaling pathway; neuropeptide signaling pathway
Cellular component (GO): extracellular region
Molecular function (GO): neuropeptide hormone activity; type 1 melanocortin receptor binding
Source: RefSeq, a predicted model, not a curated record
AUGUUGACCACAGCGCUGCUGAGCUGUGCCCUGCUGCUGGCACUGCCCUCUGCGCAGGGGGCCCAGGUGGGCCUGCACCCACUGGAGGGCAUCAGAAGGCCUGACCAGGCCCUGUUCUCCCAGCUCCCAGGCCCGGGCCUUCAGGCCCCGCUGAAGGCGACGAACGCAGAACCGGCAGAAGAGGCUCUGUUGCAGGAGGCCGAGGCACUGGCAGAGGUGCUAGACCCGCAAGACCGCGAGCCUCGCUCCCCGCGCCGCUGCGUAAGGCUGCACGAGUCCUGUCUGGGCCAGCAGGUUCCGUGCUGCGACCCGUGUGCCACGUGCUACUGCCGCUUCUUCAACGCCUUCUGCUACUGCCGCAAACUGGGCUCUACCGCGAACCCCUGCAGCCGCACCUAA